This is a messenger RNA of Brassica oleracea var. oleracea, 698 nucleotides long. Its product is annotated as 30S ribosomal protein S13, chloroplastic. Gene Ontology annotation, molecular function: structural constituent of ribosome; RNA binding. NCBI's taxonomy places the organism in Eukaryota, Viridiplantae, Streptophyta, Magnoliopsida, Brassicales, Brassicaceae. Bases 40 to 540 code for a protein of 166 amino acids. Gene Ontology annotation, biological process: translation. The transcript has 3 exons. The record is from RefSeq and is a predicted model, not a curated record. Gene Ontology annotation, cellular component: ribosome; small ribosomal subunit; mitochondrion.
CAUUUUCGUCGCCUCUGAAGAAGGAGACAGAAAAAAAAAAUGGCGCAGAUGGUUGCGAUGCCCGUAGCCCACUCGCUCUCACUCAUUUGCAGCUGGAAUCCUCUCACUCGCAACACUCUUGCUCUCCCAGCUUCGAACGCUCCCAGUAAGCAGAGUCUAACCAUCAGAUGUGCUCGUGUUGGAGGUGUGGAGAUUCCGAGUAACAAGAGAAUCGAAUACUCUCUUCAGUACAUUCACGGCAUUGGCCGAACCAGAGCUCGCCAGAUCCUCGUUGAUCUCCAGAUGGAGAACAAAAUCACCAAAGACAUGGCUGAGGAAGAGCUCAUCGUGCUUCGUGACGAAGUCUCCAAGUAUAUGAUCGAGGGUGAUCUGAGGAGAUUCAAUGCGCUUGCUAUCAAGAGAUUGAAGGAGAUUCAGUGUUACCGUGGCGUUAGGCACAUCCAAGGGUUGCCGUGUCGUGGACAGAGAACCAAGAACAACUGCAGGACUCUUAAGGGCAAGAAGAUCGCCAUUGCUGGCAAGAAGAAAGUUUCAAAGUAACCCAUCUUCUUGAUGUCCUUGUAAUACUCUUUUUAUUUCUCUGUUUAAAAUGUGAUUUGUGUAAUCCCUGAGACUUUGUUUUAAUCGUGAGCCCUUUCCAGAUCUUCUUCGGCUUUAUCAUGUAAAAGGUUCUAUUUAUGACCGUUCCAACAGAUGUA